UAGAUCCAUCAUUGUUUAUAUAAAAGAUUAUAAAAAUUCACACACGCACCCACACACACACACACUCUCUCUCUCUCUCUCUCGCAUGCUGCACAUUUCUUUCUCUUUUCUUUCAUUCUUUCUCUUUUUCUGAUUUGCUUUAUAUCAAGGGGGUCGAUUAUGCUGUGCUCUAUGGUUGAAGAGAACGAUGUCUGUCAAACACUUCGUGUGCGGGAUUGGCUUAUCAUUGUUGGUGUGGCUGUUAUUAUUCUAGCCGUGCUUUUUGCCGCUGUCAGCGUGGCCGUCAUGCUCUUUUCACGAAGAACAUCGUCUUUGCCAACAAGAACAUGUUGCAUCUAUAGUACUAGUACUGACGAUCCAGAAAGACAGCCGUUGUUGCUUCAACCUCCCAAUAACCAUCCAGUCAUGCAACGAACAGCGACGUUCUAUCGAUGGGACAAGUUAUCACUGCCUAGUGCAACACCAGUAACAACACAAAAUGAAAAGACACCUUUACCAAAACAACAACAGCAGCGGCCAUCCUCGCCAGCAGCAGCAGCAUCUGCAACACGGCAAUACUACCACCCUGCUUCGUAUAUGACUCCUACGGAACGAAUUUACUGGCAUCAACGCCGUGAAACACUUUUGCAGCGUUACGCCGCCGCUUGACGAUAGAGAUGCUGACGAUGGAAACAAAAAGGAAAAACAAGCAAUUAUCUGUCAAUAAGUGUUGUAUCAUAAUCUUCGUAAACGUGAAUCAAACACACAAACGAAAUAGUCUUGCACACAUACACCGACCACCAUAACCACCUAUUACAAUUGCACACACACACACAUUGUACGGUUUAAAGUUGUAACUUUAUCCUGCCGACCCGUUUUCUGUUGGCUUGUGCCCGUGUCCCAUGCAUAUGUAAUAAAGAAAGGCCUCAUCCCGUUUAGUCUAGUUCGGACACGUAACCUGUAAGGUCGUCCUCCCCGUCUCAAAAUAAUCAAUUUGACUCUCCCACGAUUGCUAUUUCCAAAAGUAUAUGCUGCCAUAACCGUUGCUGAUGCCGUC
Molecule: messenger RNA, 1036 nt
Organism: Zychaea mexicana
Lineage: Eukaryota; Fungi; Mucoromycota; Mucoromycetes; Mucorales; Lichtheimiaceae
Exons: 1
Coding region: 160-648 (162 amino acids)
Source: RefSeq, a predicted model, not a curated record